UCUCCUCUCUUUAGGAACGCACCAGGUCAUUUGACAGCUUCAACAUGAACACGCUUGAGAGCUCCCUGAUCGACAUCAUGAGGGCCGAGCAGGACACCCUGAAAGGUCGUCUGGGGUUCCCACAUCCAGGUGGAGACAACCCUCUGCCCCUCAAUGCCAGGAAUUAUAGCAGGAGACGAGGCCACUCCUCUCUCUUCCCCAUGGAGGAUGGUUUCCCUGAUGAUGAGCGCAGCGAUCAGGGUCUCGCAGGCCUGGGCUCUCCACACUGCUUCCCACACCAGAACGGAGAGCGUGUUGAACGCUACUCACGCAAGGUCUUUGUGGGAGGACUGCCCCCGGACAUAGAUGAAGAUGAGAUAACAGCCAGUUUCCGGCGUUUUGGACACCUGUUUGUGGACUGGCCUCACAAAGCGGAGAGCAAAUCCUAUUUUCCACCCAAAGGCUACGCCUUCCUGCUGUUCCAGGAUGAGAGCUCAGUGCAGGCUUUGAUCGACGCCUGCAUCGAAGAGGACGGCAAGCUGUACCUCUGUGUGUCCAGCCCCACCAUCAAAGACAAGCCGGUCCAGAUCCGCCCGUGGAACUUGAAUGACAGCGAUUUUGUGAUGGAUGGAUCUCAGCCUCUGGACCCGAGGAAAACCAUCUUUGUGGGAGGUGUCCCUCGUCCGCUCCGUGCAGUGGAGCUGGCUAUGAUCAUGGACCGCCUGUAUGGCGGGGUUUGUUACGCUGGCAUCGACACAGAUCCUGAGCUGAAGUACCCCAAGGGAGCAGGGCGGGUCGCCUUCUCUAAUCAGCAGAGCUACAUUGCUGCUAUCAGCGCUCGCUUUGUACAGCUGCAGCACGGAGAAAUCGACAAACGGGUGGAAGUGAAGCCAUACGUGCUGGAUGACCAGCUGUGCGAUGAGUGCCAGGGAACUCGCUGCGGCGGGAAGUUUGCACCGUUCUUCUGCGCCAACGUCACCUGUCUGCAGUACUACUGCGAGUACUGCUGGGCGGCCAUCCACUCGCGCGCCGGACGGGAGUUUCACAAACCCCUGGUGAAGGAAGGAGGCGACCGACCCCGUCACAUCUCCUUCCGCUGGAACUGAGCGGACGACAGACAGGGAGAGGCAACAGGGGAGCAGGAGGGCAGGUAGUGCAGGAGUCGCAAAUCAUUGUACAAAUAAAUGCACUUUUCUGUUGCUGGUUCCUUUUCGCUCUAAUUUCACUGAACCUUUUAUUCUCUUUUUUUUUUUUUUUUUUUUAAGUUAAUAUAUAUCUAUAUUUUGAAGAUAGAAAAGAAAAACUGGAAUUAUAUCCAAAUAUGUCCAGCAAGGAAAAAAGAUGUGUAACAUAAUUUUAUUUAUGCGUUUGAUUUUUUGAAAUAUUUUUAUUAGUUCUCAAAAAAAAACUACAUAUAUAGGAAAGUUUGAAGUGUGAUAUGGUACUCUGCUAUUCAAUUGGCAUGUUUUUUUUUUCUAAACAAUGUAUUCGAUUUUUUUUUUUAAUUGAGUCCCCAAAACAAUACACUUAAUUUGACAUUUGAUUGACUUCUUUUGUAGCAGAGCUAUUGCUUUUUAUUUUGUACCAAGUCUCCAGAGCAAAUGCUGUUGAAACAGCGUUAUCAUUGGCUAUUUAUUUCUGAGAGUUGUGAUUUAAGUUCUCUGUUGUUGAUACAAGAGGCUCCAGAGCAAAUGUGAAUUGAAAAAAGGUGUUGCUAAAGAAGAGUGCACUUAUUUCCAAUUUGAAAGAGUGCAGAUACAGUAUAUAAGACCCUUAGUAGUCAACCAAAGCUGAAUCUUGAAUUAACUUUGACGAAACCGAGAGGGCCCGCUUGCAGAACGAAAUGGAUUCUUUUCCCUCCCAUAUCAAAAUGUUUGAACCUCUCUCUCUUUUUUUUUAUGAUUUCCAACUUCACACGAAUAUUUUGAUGUUACUUGAAAAUCGCGACGAAAAUUCUAGCAACACAUAUUUGGGUUUUGAUCUCCAUUUUGACAUGCAAAAACUAAUACCUCAAACUCAGCUGCUAAUGUGCCGAAUACAGUUUAAAAAGCAAGGAAAAAAAAAAAAAAAGCAAGAAAGAAAACAUUAUCACCCGCUCGUGUUCUCCUUUCCUUAGAACUAUAAUCAAAGGGAAGUGAUGCAACAGGCAGAGUGUGAUGUGACUGGCACAGUUUUUGUACUCACUUGCUUCAUCACCUCCUUAUUUUUGUAAUCAAAGCCAGGGUUGUGCUAGGGACAGAGCAGAGCAUCGUGCAGUGUAUUAGGGGAAUGUAUGGCGUGGGGAGGCAACAGGAGAGACAAGACAGGCUUAGAGGCAGAUAAGUCCAGCCCCGCUCCCCCUCCUUGUGUCUGCCUGCGGCCUCUGCUGCUAGCAGCUAACAGAGGGUGGGGCCUUGUUCAUGGAUCAAAACCUGCCCUCUGUGUCUGUACACAGCGGGGCUUUGGAUCCAGAUCUUUCAGGACUGAGGUUAAGGUAACUCCUCGAGAAGAAGGCUGGUCGAGCGGCCGCCUUUUUAUUGCAGUUUCUACGGGGGCUACCACCGAACGGGGGAAAUGCCUGUCCCUUAGUUUUUAUUUUUAUUUUUAUUUUUGCAUUUGUGCAGUUCUCCCAAGUCUUUAAUGAAGAAGUUCUACUUUGCAUCUGAGAGUCAGCUACAUUCAAUGAAAGAAGCAAUUAAAGGUUUAUCUGAUUUCCCAAUCGUCAGCACACGUUUGAGUCAUGGAGGGAUCUGCCCUUUCGGCGAACCCUCUAUCCUUUCUCCUGCCAAGCUAAUCCAACUCAGCAUCCAGUGUUUUUGAAGCAUAAAUGAAGAUAGUCUCUGCAGUGUGCUCUACUACUACACACUUGUGACCCACAUGCAGUUUGCUCUUGAUAACAGUCGGUUGUACCCAGUGGCUUUUGGGAACCAAAGAUGGCUGUGCAGUAGUGGGUCAUACUGUAGCUCAUUUCUUAUUUAGGUUUUUAUUCUUAUUUACUUUUUUGCAUUUCUUCUAGGACGUUUUUUUUCAUAUAUAUUUUUUAAAUUCUGUCACUUCUACCCAGUUUUGCUUAACUGUCAAGCCCAGCAAACCAAAGAUUGGCCUUGAACAUAAUAUAUUUAUAUAUAUAUAUUUGACAGUGCAGUCAAAACCCAUUAGAACACCAGUGGAAAAACAACAGGGCUUGCAGACACACACACACACACACACACACACACACACACACAAGGCCUCACACUCUCCGUAGCUCAAAAUGGAGGCGCACGCUGGUAGGCACUAGUUCUUUUUAUCUCAAAUAGGUCUGCGGAAAGUUUAACAUUAAGUGCACAUUCACACAGCAAAAGUAAAACUAAUCCUCACAUUUGUUUGACGUUUGAAGUCACUCAGUAAACCUACUAGCCGAGCAUUUAAAUGUCAGGGAGUUAGUACAGAAACUUGAUUUAUACACACUGGUGAGAAACCUAUCCUCAUAUGGGCGUGGUGUCGUUGCACCAGUUUUGCACCCUGUUCAUUAGUUUCAUGGGUGUGGUGGGUGAGCAUUUUAGAAGUUAAAACACUUUGUGAAGAAUUUGCUGUUAAAUGAGAUGAAAAAAAAAGAAGAUUAUUUUAUACAUGGCCUGCUGAUUUUUGGUACAGUGUUUUCUAGCUAAAUUAUUUUGUCAUGCACAUAUAAACAUUUAUUAUGCACUACUUUUCUAAAUAUUUUUUCUUUUUCCAACAGUCAUUUUAGGCACAUUUUUCACAAAUGGGGAAACUCCUUUUUGCAAUACCUCAAUUUUUCACAUUGUGAAAGGUAGCUUUUGUACUUUUGUUACUGAGAGAUCUGCAUAUAUGGAAAUGUUAAUUUUAAGAAAAAAAAGUUGAGUGAUUUCAAUAUAUAUUAUUUUCAAUUAUGCUUUUUAUACAUUUCAGUGCUGAGGAAACUUUACAACUAAGUGCGCACUUGUGUUGAUGCGACUUCAGAUCUGCAGAGGAGAGACCAAAGUGCAUUGCUCUCUUGGUCUAAGCUUUUCGUACACUAGAUGUUUCCAGUCCAUCUGGUCAAUAACAGCAUGGCGAGAAUAAAAAAAACAAAAAAACAAGUUGUAAUUUGAAAUUGAUGUUAAUGUCUCUAAACAUGGCUAUACUAGUUGGAAAAUGGUAACUUCUGUCUUGGUUUCCUCUCCAUAGAUGGAGUAUAACUUAUUAUAAGGAGAAUGCAAAAUUUGGUUCAGGCUUAACGCUGAAUCGCGUAUCACAAGAAUGGAUGUUUGGUGUUUAGAUAUUUUAAUAUUUCAAAAAAAUAUAUAUAUAUUCUUGAACUUGCCAACUAGCACCUAUUGUAAUCCUUAGCAUGCAUGACAAAAAAAAAAAGAGAAAAUGACAAGUACAUGAAUUAGCUAUUAAAAUUAAUUGUUGUGGUGUGCACCAAAUGUUUCUCAACUAUUAAGUUGUUAAGGACACCCCAAACCCACUCACCUCACCCCCCCCCCCCCCCCCCCCCCCCUCACCUCUCCCCUCUCUCCCCUCCCCACGUGUUGGUCUCCUCGCUUCCCCAUUCGCAGACCUCUGCAGGAUGCACAUGACAGAGAGAUUAGACGAGAAACAAGACAGAAACUUAACUUCAAAACGAUUUGGCAGUGCAGGACUUUGAACAUCCUUAUAGAACACUGUUUUAAAAAGACUUGAGAACUCAUCCCCGCUGUCUGUCGAGGUGAUCUUAUAUAGACCUAUCUGGAGGAAGGGGAGCUUAAAGACUUGAAUGUGGUAAAUGUUGCAAGUUAACUUCAAGUUGUUAUGUGCAAUACUUCUUUUGAACCUUUUUCCAGAUAAAGACUCUUUGCAAUGUAAUUCUUUAAUGCCAUUUUUAAUUGCAGACAUUUAAUUAAAGAAGAUGUUAAUAUGUUUUUCACAGUCAUUUUCUACUGUUAUUGUAAUCCUUUUCAUGCUGGUGUUUGUAAAAAAGAAAAGAAAUCAAACUAUUUGUACUAAUAUAAAUAAUUGAAGUUAUUUUUAAAACAUUAAAGGUUUUGUGCUCAUUUGCUUAUUUUGUUUAUUUUAAGCUACUGUGAUUGAUUGCAUUGUAAUUAUUAGGUCAACAAUGUAUUUAGCUGUUUAUUGGUAUAUUUUUAAUUGGAAUGUAUAAUUGAUUUUUAUAAUUUUGAUCAGAUUUUUGUUAUAUUUUUGAGGUGAAGCUUUUAAUAUGUUAAAGUGUCUAGUUUUUACUAAUUGCUAUAUUGUGCUCCACAAUAUAUGGUUCACAUUUUCUGAAGGAAAAUAAAUAUUUAAAUAUUUGUCUGUUAAUGAUGUUACUUAAUGGCAAGAUUUCAAUAGUUUUUAACUGUGUAUGGGAAGGUUGUUGUAUUUAUUAAUAGCAUUUUUUACUUAAGAUAUCACCUUAAUUUUUAUUGUCAUUUCACUUUAUAAGUUCCUAUUUUUGUAUUUUCCUUUCUAAUUAAGUUAUGUAAUACGGAUAUGUCCAUAUUUCUAGGAGUUGGUCUGUAGAAGUGCUAGUGAAACGAAAAAGAAAAAUCUAAUGUUAUUUAAUUGUUUGCAGCCAACUAUUUAUAACAGUAUGCAUAAUUUUUAAAUAUUUGUAAUGUGAAAUGUUGAAUGAAAUAAAUCUUAACUGUGAUGAUAA
This is a messenger RNA of Cottoperca gobio, 5578 nucleotides long. It is a transcript of the gene cpeb4b, whose product is annotated as cytoplasmic polyadenylation element binding protein 4b. Lineage: Eukaryota; Metazoa; Chordata; Actinopteri; Perciformes; Bovichtidae. Gene Ontology annotation, biological process: negative regulation of cytoplasmic translation. The coding region runs from base 45 to 1085 and encodes 346 amino acids. The transcript is spliced from 9 exons. The record is from RefSeq and is a predicted model, not a curated record. Gene Ontology annotation, cellular component: neuron projection; cytoplasm; nucleus. Gene Ontology annotation, molecular function: ribosome binding; mRNA 3'-UTR binding; mRNA regulatory element binding translation repressor activity.